UUCAUGCGAGUGUGUUGAUGUUAGUGGACUCGGUACACUCCUGUCUCGAGUGGCUGUUUUAGCUGACUUUAUCAGAAAAGGAAGUGGCGGACACCGGUUCUGCUGUCGACAUGGAUCUCGCCUCCAGGGAUUCGUACAUCCAGAAGCUCGCCAGCAAAGUGUUUUCUCAACAUGAGCAGGAGCCGAAGAGGAAACCGUUCGUGUAUUUCAAGGGUAAAAGUGACACCGGUCCUCCACAGAAGAAGAAAAAGUGUAAGAAGAAACAUUUUAAAGAGAAAGGCGCCGAUGAGAAGAAACCGAAUCCUAAAUCCCAACAGAAGCCCCCCCCCUCUCCUGCGGCACCCAAAGUGAACGGGUCCAAAGCUCCGAGCAUCACUGCACCUCGAGAGUCCAACUUCUCCGCAGUCGAUCUUCUACGCAAGAGACUUCAUGAAAAGAUCGAAGCGUCCAGAGGGCAGGGAGCCCCGAAGGACUCGGCGUCGGAGGCCGUCCAGGCAAAGCGAGCGAAAAGAAAGCUGGAGCGUGAGCGCAAGAAGAGGAAGAGGAAAGAGUUCCAGCUGAAGAAGGCGGCCGAGGAAAAAGCCAAAGAGGAGCAGAAGCAGCCGGAGGUGAAAAAGGAAGCGCAGCGCGCCCCGGCGGCCGCGAGCAAAAGAAACGAGACGGCCAUCGUGUUCAACAAGGUGGAGACGGUGGACAAGGGAUACGUCGACAAGAUCCAGAAGAAGAAGAACAAGAAGCUGAGCAUGAAGGGCAAGCUGACGCCGCUCGUGGGGAAGAACUACAAGCAGCUGCUCGGCCGCGUGGAGGCGCGCAAGGCGAAGCUGGAAGAGCUGCGGGAGACGGACGGGGAGAAGGCCCGCGUGCUGGAGGAGAAGAUGAAGUGGACCAACGUGCUCUACAAGGCCGAGGGCCUCAAGAUCAAAGACGACGAGGCCAUGCUGCAGUCGUCGCUGAAGAAGAAGGAGAAGAGGCACCAGCGGCGGCAGAAGGAGUGGGGCGAUCGCAGCGAGAACGUGGUCGACAAGAUGCAGCGGCGCCAGGACAAGAGGCGGAGGAACAUCCAGAAGCACACCAAGGUGAAGACGGAGAAGAAGAAGGACAGGCUGAGGAAGAGGGGCAGGGUGCUGCCCGAGGACUUGAAAAGAGCAAAUGUGUAGAAGAAGAAAAACGUAAAUCGUCGGCGAUGUUUGAAUGUGUUUUUUUUCUUCUCUGGCAGUUUUAUUUCAUUUCAUGAUGCGACGGCGUUGCUCGUACCGUCUCGAGGAGUAACGUGAUGCGUGUAAUGUCAAUAAAAUGCGAUUUUUAUGAUGA
This is a messenger RNA of Pseudoliparis swirei, 1311 nucleotides long. It is a transcript of the gene surf6, whose product is annotated as surfeit 6. The record is from RefSeq and is a predicted model, not a curated record. Gene Ontology annotation, cellular component: nucleolus. The transcript has 4 exons. Lineage: Eukaryota; Metazoa; Chordata; Actinopteri; Perciformes; Liparidae. The coding region runs from base 111 to 1157 and encodes 348 amino acids. Gene Ontology annotation, molecular function: RNA binding; DNA binding. Gene Ontology annotation, biological process: ribosomal large subunit biogenesis; ribosomal small subunit biogenesis.